Messenger RNA from Armigeres subalbatus, 2984 nucleotides. RefSeq names its product DNA mismatch repair protein spellchecker 1 (gene spel1). Lineage: Eukaryota; Metazoa; Arthropoda; Insecta; Diptera; Culicidae. Gene Ontology annotation, molecular function: ATP binding; ATP-dependent DNA damage sensor activity; mismatched DNA binding. Gene Ontology annotation, biological process: mismatch repair; mitotic recombination. The record is from RefSeq and is a predicted model, not a curated record. Gene Ontology annotation, cellular component: MutSalpha complex; nucleus. The transcript is spliced from 7 exons. The coding region runs from base 168 to 2921 and encodes 917 amino acids.
CACUACCAGUUUUGUUGUUGUUUGCUGCCGGUCGACAUUAUUUACGUUUGUGGAAAGCAUGCAAAAUUAAUUGAUUUUAUCAUUUUAUUUGAUUUUUUUUCUUUAAAAAGUUGUAUCGUCUGAUAAUAUUCCAUAGUAAAUAAGUUAUUUAUGUGAGUGUUAGAAAAAUGGCCAAUCUGAAACCGCUGCACUGCUUGAAUCUAGAUGCAAAUCAGCAGAAAAACUUUAUAAAAUAUUUCAAAACACUCGUUGAAAAACCCGCCACAACUGUGCGAUUCUUCGAUAGAUCCGACUAUUACAGUUGCCAUGGGUCGGACGCUGAGUUUGCCGCCAAAUGUGUUUUCAAAUCUACCAACUUGGUGAAAAUCAUGGCUCCUGCAGGAUCGGACGUUGAAGUUCCAUACGUAGUACUGAGCAAAAACAACUUUGAAAGCUUUGUGCGCGAUUUGCUUCUGGUCCGAAACUAUCGUGUGGAAGUGUACACGAACCAGGGACCCACAAAAACGUCCAACGAUUGGGCACUGGAAUUCAAGGGUUCACCUGGAAAUUUAUCCCAGUUUGAAGAUCUUCUCUUCGCUAACAAUGACAUGGUAGCUGGCUCUGCCUUGAUCGCCCUUCAUGUGAAGCAACAGGGUAAACAGAGAAUGAUUGGUGUCGCGUGCAUUGAGAACAACGAGCGCACAUUUUCAUUAUCAGAGUUCAUGGACAACGAUUUCUACUCCGAGUUGGAGGCAAUGGUAGUAUUGCUGGGGCCAAAAGAAUGUAUUCUUCCGGCUUCAGACGCUGAGUAUGAGCGAAUUAAAACUCUUAUGGAGAGAAAUAAUGUAAUCGUGACACUGAAGAAAAAGCAAGAUUUUUCACUAGAAAAGAACGACGUAAUCCAAGAUUUGAACAAGCUGUUGAGAUUUGCGAAGGGUCAAAAGGAAAGUGCCAACACGAUGCCGGAAACAGCGAAAACGAUUGCUCUGGCUGCACUGGGUGUUGCCAUCCGAUAUUUGGAACUUGUAAAUGAUUCUUCAAACCAUGGCCAUUACGAACUAAAAAUGCUAAACCUUAAAAGAUACGUCCAUUUAGAUGCUGCUGCCGUUUCAGCGUUGAAUCUUUUCCCUAAGCCGGGCACUGUAAUGAAUUCAGCUGCUUUCAAAUGGCACAGCGUUCUAGGAGUUUUGGAUCGCUGCCGUACCCCUCAAGGACACCGACUAAUGGCUCAGUGGCUCAAGCAGCCAUUGCGCAGUUAUGACAUGAUCAAGGAUCGUCACGAUAUCGUUGAGUGCUUUGUUGAUAGUGCCACCGCCCGUUCUGAACUACACGAUAUUCAUAUGAAACGGCUUCCGGAUAUUCUUAUUAUAAUCAAGAAACUACUCAGGAAGAAAGCAUCGUUACAGGAUAUUUUCCGGCUUUAUCAAGUAGUCUUAAGGAUGCCGAAAAUACUUCGGCUCUUAGAGACUCUGGAGAACCCGACAGUGAGAAACAUCAUCAACGAUCCGAUGAAGGAUACAUUGGGAGAUCUUAAACUGUUCAAAUCAAUGGUAGAGCAGAUUCUUGAUCUGGAAGCAGUGCAACGCGGUGAAUAUUUGGUGAAGCAUACCUUCGACGAACAAUUAAAAGACUACAAAGAGCAGAUGGAUGAUAUCGAAAGUAAAAUGAAACGCUUGCUUAACAAAGCUGCUGAAGAUUUGGGUCUAGAAGCUGGUAGCUCCAUCAAAUUGGAUUUUGUUGGUCAUCAUGGAUUUCACUUCAGAAUCUCUCUGAAAGAUGAAACUCUAAUUCGGAAGAGCACCAAAUACCAAACCCUAGAUGCAGUCAAGGGUGGUGCCAGAUUUACCACUGAAAAGCUUGCCGAUUACAACGCUGACUUCACUACAUCCAAGGCAUCCUAUGAGGAACAGCAGAAAACAAUAGUCGAAGAAGUCGUUAGAAUCGCUAUUGGAUACAUCGAACCGUGGACAGUGUUAAACAACCAAAUCGCUCAGCUUGAUUGCUUUUUGAGUUUCGCUGUGGCUGCCGUUAGUGCUCCCGAGCCGUACGUCCGUCCGAAAAUGUUCACAGAGGGGGAAGGUCGACUGAAAUUGAUGCAACUACGACACCCAUGUUUGGAGUUGCAGGAGGAUGUGAGUUUUAUUGCUAAUGAUGCAGAGUUCCAAAAAGAUGAAACGAUCAUGUACAUCAUCACUGGCCCAAAUAUGGGCGGAAAAAGCACGUACAUUCGAUCUGUUGGUGUGGCCGUAAUAAUGGCGCAUGUGGGAGCUUUCGUUCCUUGCUCAGAAGCGGAAAUAACUAUUAUCGAUUCGAUUCUGGGUCGAGUGGGAGCGGACGAUAAUCUCAGCAAGGGGCUGAGUACUUUCAUGGUAGAGAUGAUCGAAACUGCGGGAAUCAUUCGUACUGCCACCGAAAAGUCAUUGGUGAUCAUCGAUGAGCUUGGUCGAGGUACUUCCACGUAUGAAGGUUGCGGCAUUGCGUGGUCUAUCGCAGAGUAUCUAGCAAAGGAGACUAAAUGUUUCACACUGUUUGCCACCCAUUUCCACGAGAUAACUGAAAUGGCCGAAUCCCUUACAACAGUUAAAAGCUGUCACAUGAAUGCGAUCGCAGAUAACGAUAGCUUCACUUUGUUGUACCAGGUCAAGCCUGGUGUCAUGGAGAAAAGCUUUGGAAUUCAAGUGGCCAAGUUGGCGAAAUUUCCUAAUGAUGUCGUAAAGCUGGCUCAAAAGUUAUACGAAGAAUGCGAAGAUCAUUAUGCUCAAAUGCAGAUUGAAAAGGACGACGAAGGACUUCAGGUGCUGAAAACCGCGCUAGGGAAAAUCGUCAAUGUUGAUGCGAAUGACGAUAAUUCUAUCAGAACAAUGCUUCAAGACAUUCGCUCCUGCGUUAAACAUUCAGGGAGCACUUAUUUCCGGAAAACGUUUCCCCAAAUUUAUGCAUAACGAAAGCUUGUAAAGGACACUGAAAAAAUAGAAGUUGUUGUUUGAUGAAAAACGUUUACAUAA